This is a messenger RNA of Emiliania huxleyi CCMP1516, 381 nucleotides long. RefSeq lists its product as hypothetical. The record is from RefSeq and is a predicted model, not a curated record. NCBI's taxonomy places the organism in Eukaryota, Haptophyta, Isochrysidales, Noelaerhabdaceae. The coding region runs from base 1 to 381 and encodes 126 amino acids. The transcript is spliced from 4 exons.
AUGUCCGUCCUCUUCUUUCUCCUCUUGUUGUAUGCUUUGUACAUCGCGUCGAUUCCUUUUCGCGUGAGCACCAGCCUGAAGCCCGCCCAGCAGCUGAACCGCUCCCUAAGUCGAAGGAGCAUCAUCAGUCUCACCCACUUCGCUCGCUGCCGACUGUCUCCGCUCCCUCCCGCUUGGGCCGCCGUCGCGUCCCUCGCUGACCGGGCCUCCUUCCACCCUGCGAAGAGCUUCCUCAGCCACUCAAUGCAGGCGCCGCUAAGCAAGUGCGCCAUUGUCGCCCUAGGCGGGUUCUCAUCUUCCUCGGACCUCAGGAGUGCCCCUCGUCGGUGCCUCUACUGCGCCAUUCGAGGUCGCAUUAGCACUUGCGACUUGGAGCACUAA